Melospiza melodia melodia is the source of this 2231-nucleotide messenger RNA. RefSeq names its product MYCL proto-oncogene, bHLH transcription factor (gene MYCL). Lineage: Eukaryota; Metazoa; Chordata; Aves; Passeriformes; Passerellidae. Gene Ontology annotation, molecular function: protein dimerization activity; DNA-binding transcription factor activity, RNA polymerase II-specific; RNA polymerase II cis-regulatory region sequence-specific DNA binding. Bases 95 to 1165 code for a protein of 356 amino acids. The record is from RefSeq and is a predicted model, not a curated record. Gene Ontology annotation, biological process: regulation of transcription by RNA polymerase II. The transcript has 2 exons.
GGCGCCGGGGUGGGGGUCCCCCCUCAUCCCUGGGGCUGCCCCUCUCCUGAGCGCCCGUUCUCCCGCCGGCCGCCCCCUUCUCCAGCGAGCCGAGAUGGAGUUUGACUCGUACCAGCACUACUUCUACGAUCACGACGCCCUGGAGGAUUUCCACCGCUCCACGGCGCCCAGCGAGGACAUCUGGAAGAAGUUCGAGCUGGUGCCCACGCCCCCGCUGUCCCCGCUGGGUACUCCCGGGGACAAGGGGGGAUGCUCGGGGCCGGAGGAGAGGCCGGGAUGGCUCUCCCGGUACUGCCUGGCUGGGGAAGAGCCGGAGUAUCUCAUAGGCACGGGGCAGAUCUUCGGCAACCUGAGCGCGUUCAUCCUCAAGGAUUGCAUGUGGAGCGGCUUCUCGGCGCGGGAGAGGCUGGAGAAGGCGAUGACAGAGAAACUUUCCACGGGCACGCAGAGAGCCACGCCGCACAAGCCGUCCUUCGCGCAGGAUUUGGGCUUGGGCAGCUCCGUCAGCGAGUGCGUGGAUCCCGCCGCCGUGUUCCUCUGCCCGCUGGCCGAGAGCAAGAUCCCCGCGUCCUCGGGCUCCGAGGGCCAGAGCGACUCCGAAGGUGAAGAGAUCGACGUGGUGACGGUGGACAAGAGGCAGUCUCUCAGCCUGAGGAAGCCGGUCACCAUCACGCUCCGUGCCGACCCCCUGGACCCCUGCAUGAAGCGUUUCCACAUCUCCGUGCACCAGCAGCAGCACAACUACGCUGCCCGCUCGCCCCCGGAGCCCUGCCCGCCUCCCGAGUCCCCCCAGCAGCACCAGGAGCAGGAUGAACCCCCCAGCAGCGUGGAGCCCACCCCUGCCGUGCCCCUGCCCGAGCCCGGCUUGCCCAAAGCCAGCAGCAGCCCCGGCUCGGACAGCGAGGACGUGGCCAAGAGGAAAAACCACAAUUUCCUGGAGCGCAAGCGGCGCAACGACCUGCGCUCGCGCUUCCUGGCCCUCAGGGACCAGGUGCCCGGGCUGGCCAGCUGCCCCAAGACCCCCAAAGUGGUGAUCCUGAGCAAAUCCUCCGAGUACCUGCAGUCCCUCAUCAGCGCCGAGAGGAGGAUGGCGGCCGAGAAGCGGCAGCUGCAGCUGCGCCAGACCCAGCUGCUCAAACGGAUUGCUCACCUUAAGGGGCACUAGCACCCCCAUCCUGGUCCCCACAAACCCCCAGCUCCUUCUCAAUUUGCACAAUUUUUUUUUUAAUUUUUUGGUUGCUUGUGGAACUGUUGGCCCCGGGGGCUGGAGCCCGUGGGAAUGGGUCCACAGCAGCGACCCCAACAGCGUCACCUACCUGGGGUUGGUUCCUGGCAUUGGGUGUUCCAAGAUUUCCCUUGUGAAGUUUCCUCAGUGACUGCUCCAGUUCGAGAGCUCAAAUUUAUUCCCCCUCUCUGCCAUCUGCCACCAACAGCAUGGCUGGGAGCUGACCCUGGGCAUCCACCAGCCCUAAAAAACCCCAAGCAACCACAUCUGCCUUGGCUCCUGGAAUCAGGCAGACCCAGGGCCCAGCACGGGGCUCACCUCUGGAGAGAUCCCCUGGAUGCUGAUGGCAGGAUGUGCCUCUCAGAGCACCCCCUGGCUCGGCUGGACCGUACCUCACUUCCCUGUGUCACUUCACGCAGUAGCUGGUCCUGGAUUUUUAUGUUCUAGAAACUCUGCUGCUGUAACUGCGAGUCUUAUACUGGAGGCUGUGUUUUUAUACUGUAUUUUUGUACCACUUUUUUGAGAAGUAUUUGGUAAAGAGUUUGCUUUUUUAUAUAUAUAUAAAUAUAUAAAAACUUUUUUUUUUUUUUUUUUAAAGGGGGAUUUCCUGCUGUGGGGGAGGGCUCAGUCCUGCUGCACUUUAGGGAGAUCAGGAAGGGGCUGAGUCCUCACAGAGGCCAUUCACCCCCCUUGCAGCUCUCCAAACCACCCAUUUGCAAUAACAGGGAAUUUUUAUCCCUUUCCCACCCUUGUGAGCAUCCUUGUGACCCCUUUUCCCACCUUUGUGAGUUCUCUUUCACCAGCAGCCACUUAAAAUCCCCAGCAAAGCCUUGGGGGCUGCUCUGCCUUCCCUGUGCCCUCCUGCUGCCCAGUCUGGGGGGGUAUGGGGGUGGCACAGUCCCCUGUCCCCUCCCAGGGGUGCUGGCAGGGGUGGUCCCACAGGAUGGCACCCUGGGGUCCCCGCUGACCUGCUGAGAACUGUUAGAGUUAACACUGGUUGGAUUUA